AUGGUCCGGGAUGUGGCGCGCGAGCAGCGUCCGGGCCAAGAGCACCAAGUCCCGGCGCUACUGCAAAAGGUAGGCAAGACGUCCAGGAACUCCAAGACUCCAGGAGGCCGAAAGAAAAUGAGGGAUGACGAGGCCACCACGGGUCCGUCGGCCUCUCCAAUUUGUCGUAUUUCUCAUGAUUUCGUACGAGAAGUGGAUUUGUUAGGUGGGCGUGUCCGCUUCUUCUCUACCGAAAAGAAGGAUACUACUCCGUAUGUGAGUAUGGAGUAUGAGACUUCAAAGUGUCACUGUAUCAGGACUCCCAAAACCCGCCUGACAGCACCGCUCUUGGUGCAGAUCAUGUGUAAGGACCCAGGUCAUAGAUUGAAGAUGGGUGCGACCGUUCGUUCUUCAAAGCUCGCCCAUCUACCUGGCACAUCUGGCGCGCAAGAAUCCCCCCUGACUCGCCCGCACUCUUUUUUCGUUUCCUCCCGAACGGGGAAUGCCAGCCAUUUGCUUCGAGGACGAAUCAUGAACUGGAGAUCCCCCGAAAAGAAGCAUCUCUGCGACGGCGUUCCCCACUUCCCCCUUGGACCUGACGUGGGUUGUCUAAAUCCGGAUUACUGGCACCGGCCGGCUGGGGUGGGUCCCGGCGCCGACCGCGCCGCUCCCGUCCGGCUCACCUCAUCUUGUCGCCACCACGAACCAAUCACGAGCGUCCGCGGCCACCGCAUCCUUCCAGUCAGCUCAUUGACAGUAGGUCUCUCCAUUGGGCCUGAAAGUAUCCGUAAGGCAGUCAGCAUUCGUGCCACGCGUAGGGCUACCUCUCGCCCGACGCCGUACAUGGAUACCCAAGAUAUGGACCACGAAAUCGUACACAUCAAGCCUGAUUCUGCAUUUUAG
Messenger RNA from Colletotrichum lupini, 882 nucleotides. RefSeq lists its product as uncharacterized. The record is from RefSeq and is a predicted model, not a curated record. NCBI's taxonomy places the organism in Eukaryota, Fungi, Ascomycota, Sordariomycetes, Glomerellales, Glomerellaceae. The coding region runs from base 1 to 882 and encodes 293 amino acids. The transcript has 5 exons.